UUUGAGCCACGACUUCCACGUACUCCCAGACGAUGCAGGACUGCUACCACGGCUCGAUCUGGAGGCUGUUAGUGCUCAUCCGGCGAGGUUCGAUGAUGUCCACGGUCAUGUUAAGCCAGCGGAACUUCAAAGUAUACGCCAUUUCCGAGAUCAUGUCAACAAG
This is a messenger RNA of Perkinsus marinus ATCC 50983, 163 nucleotides long. RefSeq lists its product as hypothetical. The annotation marks the transcript as partial. The transcript has a single exon. The record is from RefSeq and is a predicted model, not a curated record. NCBI's taxonomy places the organism in Eukaryota, Perkinsozoa, Perkinsida, Perkinsidae.